This is a messenger RNA of Cheilinus undulatus (humphead wrasse), 5761 nucleotides long. It is a transcript of the gene slc22a15, whose product is annotated as solute carrier family 22 member 15. The transcript has 13 exons. NCBI's taxonomy places the organism in Eukaryota, Metazoa, Chordata, Actinopteri, Labriformes, Labridae. Bases 49 to 1551 code for a protein of 500 amino acids. Gene Ontology annotation, biological process: transmembrane transport. Gene Ontology annotation, cellular component: membrane. The record is from RefSeq and is a predicted model, not a curated record. Gene Ontology annotation, molecular function: transmembrane transporter activity.
GGCGAUGUUAACCCGUAGAGCAGUCCAACUCCUUCCACCCCACCUGGGAUGGAUUUAGAAGAAGCGCUUCAAGUAGUCGGCGAGUUUGGACCCUACCAGAAGCGGGCUGUGGCUACUCUUCUUCUGACACAGCUGUAUAUGGCCUGUCAGGCCAUGCUGAUUGUCCUGAUCGGAUCUACACCACAGUACCGUAUUGAGCAGCAGAACGAGGCCCCAUCCAGCCAGCAGGAGCUAAUCCAACACAUUACCUUUACGGAAGACAUUGACUCCAUAGUGACUGAGUGGUUUCUCAUCAAGCAGCAGGCCUACAAGGUCAGCCUUGCAGGAUCACUGUUCUUUGCAGGGCUCCUGGUGGGGAACAUUGUCUUUGGGCCACUCUCGGACAAGAUCGGAAGGAGGCCUGUCUACUUGACAGGUCUGUUUUUGGAGGUCGUCUUUGGUUAUGUGACGGCAUUUGCCCCCAGCUAUGAGGUCUUUGCCGUGUCCCGUCUCCUUGUGGGGUUGAUGAACGGCGGCAUUGGCCUGGUGUGUUUCGUUCUCACUCAGGAGUAUGUGGGCAAAUCCUACUGGGCCAUGACUGGAACAAUGACCAGCAUGUUUUUUGCUAUUGGCAUUGCCCUGUUUGGAGCUUUAGGCUACUUAAUUCAGCCAUGGAGGAGUCUGGCCACGGCGGCUAACUCAUCUGGUGUCCUUUUCUUCCUGCUGUCUGUCACUCUCCCAGAGUCUCCUCGUUGGCUGUACUGUCAGGGUCGGACUCAGCAGGCUGAAGAGGUCCUGCGCUACAUGGCACUAAGAAAUGGCAAUCCUGCCAAAAAUCUGAUGCUACAGCGUGUCACUGCUGCUAAAGCCGGUGACCAGGACAAAGGGGCCGUGGGCAUCCUGCAGCUGGUUAUCCAUCCAGUGCUGCGCUUGAGGACCAUGGUGCUUAUGUAUAUCUGGUAUGCGUGUAGUCUGGUGUAUUAUGGUCUGACUUUGGGAGCCAGUGAGACGUCUGGUAGCCGGUACAUGAACGUAGCCAUGUACGGCCUGGUGGAGCUACCUGCCUACCCCCUCUGCAUAUACUUCAUAAACAAACACUGGGCUGGAAGGAGGAAAAGCAUGGCCAGUUUCUUGUGUCUGGCUGGCUCUGCCUGCCUCUGCACCAUGCUGAUCCCUGAAAAUGCAGGGAUGUUACUGAGCGUGACGUCUUUAGCACUGCUGGGGAAACUGAUGGUCAGCGCAGCUUUCAACAUCGCUUAUGUCUACACAUCUGAACUUUACCCGACUGUGAUAAGGAACGCAGGUUUGGGUGUAUGCUCCAUGUCAUGCAGAGUUGGAGGAAUCCUUGCACCUUUUGUUCCCUCACUGCGAGCUCUUCAUACCUCCAUGCCCUUCACAGUGUUCUGUCUGAGUGGUCUGUCUGCAGGCUGCCUGGGCCUCCUGCUGCCUGAAACACUUGACAAACCUGCAGCAGAGACACUGGAGGAGCUCAGCAGCCCGACGAGCACUAGAGUGCUGGAGAGCAAGGCUCUUUUGUAUGAAGAUGACAAGUGGCAAUCCAACUACAAAUGAUGCCAGCUCAAACACACCUCAUUCCUACUACAAGUGCUGCCUCUAAAUGGUGAACUGUCCCUUUAAUUAAGCAGAGGGUCUCAUCACCAUGUUCAUUUUUAUGUCUGUAACUCUGACAUUUCCAAUGAAGUGAGGGCUUCAACAGGAACCAGCAUCUUCUCCGUGAACUCAGAGCAGAGCGUCUGACCUGACUGUUCCGCUUGAAUCUGAUUUACAGACAGAAGCCAAACAGUCGAACCACUGCCUUUAUUUAAUUUCCUCAAUAUGGUGCUUGUGCCUUACUUGGAGGAAGGGAGAGCACAGAUACAACAGGACAGAUUUAUGACUCACAUUCCUGAGAAGAGGGAGUGUCAGAAUAUUGAACUUGCUGUUUGAAAAAUGUGAUUUAACAGUAUUUGUUGGUGUUUUACGACUUUAAAGCACAUUCGUAUCACAAGUGCUUUGGUUUUACAUGUCAAUAUUCCUCAUACAGAUAAGUUACAUCUGAUAAAGGCCAACAUUUCUGCCCUGUACAAAGGAUUAAGUGUUCUAACACUGUGCUAUAAGUGCUCAAAGGAUAAACAUACAUAUUAAUAUUAAUAAUAUUUAAUAAAUGUUUACAGUAAAUGUAAUUAACUGGGUGAAGGGCUGUCUCAAAGAAUAGACAAUUGAAAACAUCAGUGAAGAACAAAUAAAGCCAUGCAGGAGCAGCAGCAGUCUCUAAAUUUAAACAAGCAGAUCACCAAAUUACCCUUCAGUGUUCAGUGUUUGCAUCAUUUUUGACAGGAAUGGCCCAAAGAGGUCUCCUCUUCUCCAAAACAAACCAAGGCCUGGUUGUUCAAAAGUAAUCUAAAGGAUUAAUGCUUUCAGAUACAAAUCAAUCUUAAACCAAAAAUGGGAUGCUCAUGUAAUCGAUAAAGCCAGUUCAAUCCUGGUUUUUGUUCAGAUAGCCCUGUGGCUCCUUUGCCACAUGCCAUUCCCCUCUUUCAUCCCUCUUUCUGAUGCUAUCUGUUGUCUUGUCUUUAACUAUAAUUGCAAAAAAACAAAAACAUGAUAUAUCUUUAAAAAAAAUGCUUGAACAAUAUGUUUUUACAGAAAGUUGUCAUGUUAGAUAAUUUUUUAAAUGUGUUUUGCACUAAAAUUCGGUUUAUUUUCAGUGUCAAAGUAGUUUAUUUACACAUUAGGGUUGGUAAAGAUAUUGGAGGAUUUGGUCCUCCUAGUAGGGUUGUCCCGCUACUAGACUUGUGAAUUUGGAUACUGUAACUUGCUAAAAUUAAAUGAUAUGCAUUCCUAUUUCGGUACCACAGCAACAAAUGAUUUAUCUCCUAAACACCCAGAAGUAACUCAAUUUAGUCUAGGAUUUUGUUAUUUCCAACCUGCACAUAAAAAAAAAAAAAAAAAUUCUCCAGCAGCACUUGUAUUUUUGAGAACAACUCAGUUGGACUGAUGCAAAACGCUGGAUUAAAAUUGUUCUCUAAACUACAGAUGCUGCUGGAGAUUUCUGUUUGCUUCAAGACUUUCUUCAUCGUCAAUUCACCUUGGUAGCUGGAAAGGUUGUGCCAGAAUUACCUGCUUCAACCUACACAUAAGAAAGAUUCACUAAAUAAGUAACAUUUAAAAAAAAUAGAUGGGGCCUACCUCAAAAUCAAACAUUUCUUCUGUAUUAUCAGUAAUAAACCAGAGGAAGUGUAAGCAGUGGUUCUGCUCUCUGUAUUUUUUUUCUUAAACCAUGGUUAUCGGUUUUUAUGCAGGACUGUGGGGCUGUCAUCGGUGCCAAAGUAUAAUGAAGCUUAGAUGGACCAGGCAACAUCUCUCUCUCUCUUUAUCCACUUACAGCAUCGUUAGGAUAAAAUACAAAGGUAUAUACUGUAUGUUAUUUCUUCAAAACUUCGGUUCUUUCACCGUUAUUGAACAUACAAAUAAUGGAUCACUUGUGUGGUAUUGACUAAGUAUGAAAGUAUAAGAAAUUUUGAUAACCUACCUCAUGGAAUAUUGCAUAAAAUAGCAUCAAUAUCAAACAUCAGAUAAAUUGUUUUAAAAAGCAGCUUUGAGGAUCUUUCAUUUUAUGUGGAUUUGGCGCCCCCUGUGGACAAAUUAUAUAGUAGGAAAUCCCCUUUUAAGCAACAAUCCAGAUUUGUUAAGCCUUCACUAGCCUCAUUCAUAAAUGUGCAAACACAUCAACAUUUUCAGAAUUUGUCUGGGUAAUGUGCAUUUGUGACAGCAGCAGCAGUCCAAUUUUUCACCCUGACUUUACCUGGAAAUUUUCUUUCCAUUGUGAAGUAAGGGUGAACAGCCUUGUAGAGAGCAGGAAAUGUUAAUUAAAAUUCAGUGGUUGAGCUGGAAGGUGGGAUGGUGUUUAUAUCCUGCUUGCAGCUCAACACAAUAGAGUAUACAGGGCCAAAUCAGAACGAUCUCUGUGUGUGUAAGACACUGCUUCAUCGCGUUUUCUGAUAGCAGUAUCUUUUUCUCAUUGUCAUAAAGUGUUUAGCUACAUGUGAAAUUGAUAUAAAAAAUAUUAUUAUGGCACUGUACAAUAGAAUUCUGCGUCAUUCUUCUUAUAUGUCAUGCACUGCCUUCUGAGACUGCCUGGCCCCCUCCAGUCCAGCAGGGAUUGAGUCUUCCUGAACUUUUAAAGAAAUUUGCAGGAGUGCACAUUUGAACAAAGCUUCAUAUCUACAGCUGUAAUAGGUUGAUUCAGAUCGUUAUGUCCUUGAACAAAGGGGGGAAAAAGGUACUGGAUUACACAAUCCUUGUUUGAAAAAACGUAGAUCACCAAUUCUGGAUCAUUUAAUUAAAUCUUUUGAACAACCAGGCCCUGUUCACUUAAACCAGAAAACAGCAGUGUCAGUGCAAAAAUCAGAGUCUCUGGUACUCUUCUGCAAAGCUUUGAGAGCUGCCAUCACCAAAGCUCACUUGCCAACUCCAGUCCUUUACUUCAUUGAAUGAGUGACUUAAAAAUGAUUGUGUCAAAACUUAAAACACUAAAAAAAAAAGCAGGAUGAGCUUGUGUGAAUGUUAGGUUGUUAGAGUUUGUAUCACAGAUGAAACACAACACUCAUAAAGUCUGACACUGGUGGACAACUCCGUACUUUGACUGUGUUAUCCGGUAAAAAUCCUAACAUAUGCUCAAAGUGUGACAUUAAAACUAUAUGCACCUUUAUAUAUUCGGAGUAGGAAUUCUUCUAUUGGUUUAAAGAGUUAUUCUGUAUAUUUGGACCUUUUCACACAUUUUGGCUUUUCAUUUUCAACAUGGCUUGUAUGACAGACCAAUCCAAGCAUGCAGAGCAGAGUUCACUUUUACUUUACAGUUAACGAACAGCAAAUACAAACUCCUAAUGAAAACAAAGUAGCACUUUUCUUGUAAUAAGCUCAAAGGUGGAGACAAAUGUCGCAGGAAAAAUCAAACAGGUAUACUGGUUUGACAAGUCCUGAAUGAAAGAUUUGAAACAGAACUGUCAACACAGCCACUUCAGGUUAAUUUAGUGAAUUGCAAGAGUUUCUGAAACAUGAGUCACAUUGCACAUAUGUCCUGUCAGAUAUGAAUUUCUGAAAACCCUUUACACUUCCAGAAUCUGAAGAGAGGGUGAAUCAAUUCUCACAAUUGCUUCUAUUAGGAAAGGAAACACUAGCAGCAGAGCUGAAUAAAAAAUACUUUCCAGUAACUAAAACAAACAUAGAUUUAAAAACAAGCAAGUGAAAUAGAAGACCAAACAUCUUAUAUUUCUAUAAUUAUAGAAAGUAUAGUCUUUUUAUAUUUAAGCCUGGACUCAGUCAGGAGUUAUAAUUUACCUUCUGUGAAGCAAAGUUGGACAUAUUUGUAAUUUGUGGUUGACGGCCAUUAAAACAAAGUUGAUUCCAAGCUGAGGGAUUUGUGCUUAUUUAUUAAUUAUAAAAACAUUUUGAAACAACAAAUCUGUGGUUUCAAAAUAUGUGAAAUGAAAUGGCCUAUGAAAAGUGAACAUUCAUUCAUUUGCAUUCUUUCAGACAAUACAUGGAAACACUCUACCUCCUGUGCCUUCAAUGGUCAAUAUAAUAUUUUCAUAUUUAUCAUGCAUUUGAAACAAAAAUGCUGCCUGACAUAUUUGAACUGCCUUCAUUUUGUACUCUGUAUACAAUCAUACUUGUACAAUGUGAAUCAUGUUAGAUACACUGUAUGUACUUUGAUAUGGGUCUAUGAAAUGUCAAAUGGUCUGUUUGCCCAAAGAGCAGUAAAUAAUUCAAAACAUCCCAA